Messenger RNA from Acaromyces ingoldii, 177 nucleotides. RefSeq names its product putative ATP18-subunit I/j of the mitochondrial F1F0-ATP synthase. The transcript is spliced from 3 exons. NCBI's taxonomy places the organism in Eukaryota, Fungi, Basidiomycota, Exobasidiomycetes, Exobasidiales, Cryptobasidiaceae. The record is from RefSeq and is a predicted model, not a curated record. Gene Ontology annotation, molecular function: proton transmembrane transporter activity. The coding region runs from base 1 to 177 and encodes 58 amino acids. Gene Ontology annotation, biological process: proton motive force-driven ATP synthesis.
AUGUUCGGCCUUCGCGCAUACUCGACGCCCAUCCUGAGGCCUAUGUGGCCAUUCCUCGCUGCCGGUGGCAUCGUCUUCUACGGCGUCAAUGUUCUCCAGGACAAGCUCGUGAGCACCCCUGAGGCCAAGCAGGACCCUAAAAAUCCCUAUGCUCUCAAAGGAGGCGCCGCCCACUAG